AGUUCUCUGUGGAAUGCGAGAAGCACGUAAGAAUCACGGUCUGGUGGUCGUCAACUCAAGAAUAUAUGCCGUCGGUGGACAGAAUACAUUAGGUGGGCUGGACUCGGUGGAAUAUUACGAGAUCGGCAGUAAUGAGUGGAAAAUGGCGGCACCGAUGCCGUGGAGGGGCGUGACAGUGAAGUGCGCGGCCGUAGGCUCCGUGAUCUACGUGCUGGCCGGGUUUCAGGGCGUCGGCCGUCUGGGUCACAUCAUGGAGUAUUACACCGAGACGGACAAAUGGGUGGUGUCCAGUAAAGUCCGCGCGUUCCCCGUCACCAGCUGUCUGAUCUGUCUGGUGGACACGUGCGGCGCGAACGAAGAGGACAUGAGUUCUGCAUCUUCCUUGUCUGCAGACGGGAGAAUGUAGCAUUGCCGUGACAAGGGUCACGGCUUAAAGACACAUAGCAUACGUGCUAAGACGGAACCACUGGAAUGUUUUGCGUUCAGAAACGUGGCGUGUCUUAUUAAUGAAACACAAGCAGAAAGAAUAAUUCAUCAAUACAUUCCUACAUAAAUAGUCACAUGCUAAAAUGGUUUCGCGUACAAUAUACACUGAAACAUUGUUCUGCUCGUGUUUCAGGAAUAAGGUCCGGUUGGUUGCUAAUGUGCCAAGAGGUUUGUUGCAUUAUACGUUUACUUGAAUACCGUUUGUGUCUGUAAAGACACAGUUGUGAAGAGUCAUUCGAAUUAAACCAAUUAGGUUAAAGCGUUAUUUUUGAUGAUAUAAACAAUGGUUUGCCCGUUUCAUCUUAUUCCGACCAUUGUGUCAUGUUUUUAUGUUCUCUUGAAUUGUAAGAUACAUUUUUAUUGACUAUCAGAUAGCUGAUAUUCCCUGAUCUUGGAUCAGAUUUCCAGAUUGUUUCCCCCCGUGGCUGUAAUCAGUUGUCUUGUUGGUUUUAUGCUUUCGGGAUUGUUGUCCUGGUGUGUUUAUAUUAUUUGUAAAUAUACUUGUUACUUAAUUUUUUUUUAAAUAAUUAUAAUUGUAUUAUCUCAAAUACAGGCUUGAAAUUUUUUUUUUUUUGUCUCAAAAUGUGAAUGAAUCAGUAAAUAUACAAAAACCAAGCUGAGUUAAGAGUUCAAGUAUUGAUUAUUGAGAAUCAAAAUAAAAAUGUCAU
Messenger RNA from Xyrauchen texanus (razorback sucker), 1154 nucleotides. Its product is annotated as kelch-like protein 7. NCBI's taxonomy places the organism in Eukaryota, Metazoa, Chordata, Actinopteri, Cypriniformes, Catostomidae. The record is from RefSeq and is a predicted model, not a curated record. Gene Ontology annotation, molecular function: protein binding. The coding region runs from base 14 to 406 and encodes 130 amino acids. The transcript is spliced from 2 exons.